Suillus subalutaceus is the source of this 3218-nucleotide messenger RNA. Its product is annotated as topoisomerase II-associated protein PAT1. Gene Ontology annotation, biological process: deadenylation-dependent decapping of nuclear-transcribed mRNA; P-body assembly. Bases 80 to 2962 code for a protein of 960 amino acids. The record is from RefSeq and is a predicted model, not a curated record. Gene Ontology annotation, cellular component: P-body. NCBI's taxonomy places the organism in Eukaryota, Fungi, Basidiomycota, Agaricomycetes, Boletales, Suillaceae. The transcript has 10 exons. Gene Ontology annotation, molecular function: RNA binding.
GGGAGAUGGGCUUGUAAGUCUUGAUUCCAACUUUCGCAAUCAGACUCAUCAGCUCGCUGAGAGCUCUCCUCUCUUUCUUAUGUCUUUCUUUGGAAAAUUUUUGGAAGGAGGCCUCCAAGAAACCGAGGACCUUGCGGUCUAUACCUGGGGUGAAGAGAGCUAUGACGGGCUAGGAGAUGCACUCCUUGAGGGCGGUGAUGAACUGAAUGACGAGACCUUUGGUGGGUCAGGUGCUGUCGGCAAAGAUUUCGAUUUUACGAGUCAAACUUUCCCUGCGCCCGUUGGAGCUACACGUGGUAGGUUCACUCCUACUGCAGAGCCUUUCAGAGAGCGGACACCUGUGGUUGAACGAACAGAACCUGCGUCGAAGUCCCGUGAUCGAGGGCUUUCUCCAGCUCCCAAAUCCCUUGAGUCAAUAUGGGACGACAAGUCACCGUUCUCCAUGCUUUCUCGUGCUACAGGUCAUCAGCGUGUGCCCUCCAAUUUGAUGAAGUCUCCGUUCCCGCCCUCGAGGUCACCAGCGCUCAAUGCAUACGCGGACCAUCGGCCUCUCAGUCAACAACAGCCCGUCUCUCACGGCAUCAACCAGACGGGUGUUCGCACUCUGCAGGAGAUCGAGGCUGAAAUGCGGGCUGCUCAGCAGAAGCGCAAGCAGCAAGAAGAGAUGCUUCUGCAAGUUCAGCUGCAACAAGAGUUGCAAAGAGAGGAAGAACUUCGCAGACAAGAAGAGUCACGCAGACAAGAAGAGUUCCGCGUACAAGAACUCGAACGGCAAGACCUUCAGAGGCUUCAACAGGAACAUUUGCUUGCAGACCGCAUGCGAGCUCGUUUGGAGCAAGAACAGCAACUUCGUUUGCAACAGCAAGCCCGAAUGUCCACUCCGCGAGUGGUUCCUCAUCUUGCACCUUCCCCUCGCUUCAAUCAGCAGCAUCAACACCAACAGCAAAUACUCCUCCUCCAACAAGAGCAGGAGCGUCAACAGCAGGAGCGAUUGAAGGAGCUUCAAGACCGCCUCCGUAUGGAAGAACUCGAGCGGCAGCUUCGCGCGCAGCAAAUAUCACAGUUGCAGCAGCAGCAGCCGAAUUUGCUCGCGCGCAGGCAGUCUCCUUACGCUGACACACAACGUCGCACGCAUUCUCCUGUUGUCGAUUCUCAGUACGCACUGUUCAAUCAGCAAAGCCCUCAGUAUAUGCCCCAGAGCAUCCAACUGCAACAGAGACUUUUGUCAGAGAUGGCACAAGUUGAGUUCAUGCGAGAUAUGCAGGGCAUCAGUCAGGCUGAGCAAGAAGCGUUGCGGGUUGAGGCCAUGCGUAAGAUCAUGGAAACCGAGCGGAUGGAAGAGAGGCGCCGUCGCAAGGCUGCCAAGAUCGCACACAUGUCUCGCUACAAUGAUCUGAUGACACAAUCUGAUAAGGAUUUCAUUACUCGUAUUCAGGUCUCGCAGCUCGUUACGCAGGAUCCCUAUGCCGAAGACUUCUACGCUCAGGUUUAUGGUGCCAUUCUUCGUUCACGAUUGGGACUCCAGUCGCAAGAUGAGCGUGUGAUCAAAUUUGGCUCCAGUGGCGGCGUCGGUCUCGGAUUGGCGCAAAAGGGCAGUGGCAGAAGGCAGAGUGCGAUGCAAAAGAUGGAAGCACAGGUCGAACGGAUCGUCAACAACGCACGACUCAGGGAGAAGGAAAGGGAUUGCACUGUACGUCUUGCACGAGGUCUUUCUCUUUUUCUGAUAUUCAGCGCUUCGAAAGCUUUGCACAGCCUCCAGGGCGCUCUUGGUAAAACAUCUGGUCGUAGCUACAAGGCCGCACCGCGACAGCUUCUGCAGGUCGAUGCCUCUUCAGCAACUCCCACUAUGUCUGGUACUCAUCCUCACAUAUCCAAAGAGGAUGGAAACGGUGCCGCGCAAGAGGCUGCGAAACUCGGUCGCGAGGCGCUUGGACAAGCUGCUGGAAGUGACGGCGUGGUGCGAAAGGACCCACUGACCCAACGGCAAACACUUGUUGUGUUGGAAGGGCUUUAUGAUCUGGUCCUGAAUAUCGAGCAACUGAGGCGAGAUCAGCCUCUAGAAGAGGACGAGGAGGACGAGGAAGCUUUUGUCUCAUGGUCAGCGACAUACAAUGAUCUUGUCGAGCAAAUAUGGAUGAAUUUGAAGGUCAUGUUGCCUCUUGAAACGAGUGACCCCCAUCCAUUUGUCUCCCUACUUACCCCAGUCAAAGGGAAAAAAAUUCUGCCGCGGCUCAGCCGCCACAUUACGCCACCUAGGAUGCUCACGCUUCUUACGCUUUUAGUCGCUUGCUUCUCUCAGCUUGACGUCGUCAAGCUCGCCCCUCUUCUCGACUCACUAGAGGAAACUCCCGAACGUCAGGAUGUGGAGCGACAGACGCAAGCCUUUUUGGGAAGUGUUCUACAGAGUAUUUUGCCUGUGAUUGCGAAGGCUGAGCUGAGGGUCAUCACUGGGCUGCUUGGAUUACUCUUGGAUCGCACCAACAUUGUUGUCUCUGCUCAGACUCGGCCUGGAAUCGCCAUGUUAACGUUGUUCUUGAGUCGAGUCGAGAUAAUCAAACAGGGCAUGAGUAGUGCGCAUGAAUCCUUAGAAAUACCGACUCCUGCGGAAGCUCAGCAAUGGCAAACCAUGUUUGAUCAUCUAUUCCAACUUUUGAUGCCCCAUUUCGUGCUCUUGUUUCCCUCGACUCGUCUUGUUGCCCAACCUCUCCCCGUAGCGACUCCCCUUCCUCCUACGGACAUCCUUGACCAGCCUGUUUGGCAAUUCCUCGCGGCGCUUGCACUGCACGCCUCUUCUGACCAACAAUCUAUUCUCGUCACCAGCCUCCGCGAAAAAGUACUGGAUAUUGUGACAAGUGUCAGCAAGGGCUGGGUACCAGAUGAAGAGGCGCGACAGACGAAGCUGGCUAACGUCAAUCUCUUCCUCCACGCGCUUGGGCUGGAUAGUUCGCAGAUAUCGGUGUGAUUCUGGUUGUGGUUCGGACAUCAUCAUGUAUCACUAUCAUUGCUCGCGUCGUUAGAAGGACAAAAUUACUCAUGGCUUGUCACUCAUGCAAGUAAAAUGGGCUGCUCGUUUACUUAAUUACCUUAGAUUGAAUCAAUUCUUGUCUUUGCCACUAUUACUGUAUGUUGAAAUGUCAAUUUGAGACUACGGAGCCAUCGUUAUUGUAAGAAAGAUUUUCCGACCGACAGACAACGACAAAAACUUGUGCGAGGCACCG